Messenger RNA from Musca domestica (house fly), 818 nucleotides. RefSeq lists its product as uncharacterized. The record is from RefSeq and is a predicted model, not a curated record. Lineage: Eukaryota; Metazoa; Arthropoda; Insecta; Diptera; Muscidae. Gene Ontology annotation, cellular component: extracellular region. The transcript is spliced from 2 exons. Gene Ontology annotation, molecular function: chitin binding. The coding region runs from base 67 to 624 and encodes 185 amino acids.
AAAAUAUUAGAGAAAACUAUUUGACAUUUGUUUAGAUACGUUGGUCGCCGAUCUUUAUAGCUUAUAAUGGAACUCGGAUAUAAUAUAUUUUCAGUGUUACUUCUAUUAUUUGCCAUUAACCUGAGCAAUGCCAGAGAUUGUGGAAUAAAUCCCAUAGAUUCAUUUCACAUAGAAAUCCCCACAACGACAUCAACAAUUUCAACAACAACAACAACAACAACGACAACAGUAUCCUCUACCACAUCGACGACCACCGAAUCCACCACUACAACCUCAACAUCAUCGGUUUCCGUUGAAACAACGACAAGUGGAAUGCAUAGCUGUGACACCACAACAACUUCUUUAUGUAUCGCUACGACGACAACAACCACAUGGGAAUGUGAUUCGAAUACCAAUUCUCCGCCUUCAAGCUUUGCGGUUCGUGUAUUUUGGACCCAUCAAGAUUGUGUCAAUUUGAAAGAUGACACGUUUUUGGUGGAUCCCAGACACUGUCGCCGUUAUUACAUUUGUCACAAUGGCCGGCCUAAACGCCAACACUGUCCUCUGACCCAGUGGUUCGAUCGUCAGACGUUAAGUUGUCGUGCCAGAAAUUUAGUAACAAAUUGUCCAAUAAAUAGAUCGUAAAGGCUGAACGUGGGAGCUAUGAAGCAAAGAAUUAUUUGAAAAUAGAGAACAAUUGUAAAGGUAUUCGUCGUAAGUGCGGCAACUGCCAGGAAUGAGUUCAAGUGACAUGGGUAAAAACGUAUCUUUAAUGAAAGUGUAUUUCAUGAAUAUGCAUAAAUUUCAGGACAAGUAAUUUUUUCAAUAAAACAAGUUAG